This is a messenger RNA of Polistes canadensis, 1649 nucleotides long. RefSeq names its product monocyte to macrophage differentiation factor 2. Bases 449 to 1273 code for a protein of 274 amino acids. The transcript has 4 exons. Gene Ontology annotation, cellular component: membrane. Lineage: Eukaryota; Metazoa; Arthropoda; Insecta; Hymenoptera; Vespidae. The record is from RefSeq and is a predicted model, not a curated record. Gene Ontology annotation, molecular function: pore-forming activity.
AGUUUAUAAUACGAUUAUAAAACGAAAAGAUUAUUAAGGUAUUAUUUUUAUACUUUUUAUAUGUAUUAGGUUUCAGUUCUCUGUGGUCGUGUAAACCCGAGAUCGUCGCGAAAAAGAACACAUACUUAUAUUCGUAACACGUUUUUCUACACAACACAUUUACUUUUUCGCACUAUCUUUCUCCCUUUUAUCCUUUCGCCAAGCAGUAUAACAGCUGGACAGCAAUUGAUUACGUUAGUGACUCGGCGACAGCUGAGCUUGCUACUGCUUGUUUUUGUUCGUUGCUUUAACAUAUAAAUCACAGUAACAUUUUGUAAAAUGCAUUAAUUUAAUAAUGUAUGACCAAACGGCAAUAUGAAACAAAAUAUAUAUAUUUAGCUUUAUUAAUACUUUUUGCAUCGAUAUUUAAACGAGUUAAACGUGCGGAGUAAAGUCCAACAUCAACGCUAUGGAUAAAUCCUACAUACAUCAGAUCGUCACAGAACCUAUAAAAAAUCUUCUCCGAUUACAUCGUAUAAAAGAAAUAAAAUGGAUGAAUUCACGAGCAUGUACAAACCAGGCAUAUAAUCCUACUGCCAUAGAACAUGUGGCUAAUGUGGCAACCCAUGGAAUUUGGAUAGUCCCUUCUAUAAUCUGCAGUUUAGAACUUUUUCGACGUUCUAUAACAUGGACACAGCUUAUUUCCGCGUGCGUUUAUGGAACUUCACUGAUUCUUGUUUUUGUAGUAUCCACAUUUUUUCAUAGUGUCCAUUACUGUAAUCAUAACAGACAAUUAAAAGACGCAUUGCAUCGCUGUGAUCGUGCCAUGAUUUAUAUCUUUAUAGCUGCUAGUUACUUUCCAUGGUUAAAUGUAGAUCAUUUCCCAGGUGAUAAACUACUUUUUACAAUGAGGUAUGCUGUUUGGAUUAUGGCAAUGUUAGGAAUCCUUUAUCAACAAAUUUUCCAUGAGCGUUAUAAAAUGCUUGAAACCAUUAUGUACUUGGUCAUAGGUAUUGGUCCAAGUGUAGCAAUUAUUAAUGUUAAUGACUACUACAACAUAACUGAAUUAAAAACUGGAGGAUUUAUCUAUAUUUUGGGUUUAAUAUUUUUUAAAUCAGAUGGCAGAAUACCUUGUGCACAUGCAAUUUGGCAUCUUUUUGUAGCUGCUGCUGCUGGAUUUCAUUAUUAUGCAAUUUUAAAUCAUGUAUUUCCUGCAAUAGGUUCAACGGUCUCAAUCGAUCUACCAAAUGUGCCACCAUUACCCCAUAUAGUACAAUCUCACCUAGAGAUUUAGAUUGAGAUAUAAUAUUUUUCCUAUAUAUUAACAGUUUUGCAAAAAAGAUAUUGAAAUAUUCAAUGAAAACUCAGUAAAGACUGUAUUUGGUUCCAAUCUUCCAUAUAAACAAAGUUUUUAUAGAAAAAUUUGUUAUAUAUGAGUAGAAACUUUAGAAUUCCAAUCUUUUUAUCACUAUAAAAAAUUUUUAUCAUACAUUACUACAGCCAUUACAAAAGUAUGCAAAAUGUAAAUAUAAAACUAGUGUAAAGUUAUAGUAAAACAGUAUUCGAAAUAUGAGUACCGAAAAAUAGGUAUUGUUUAUAGUACGUUUGAUCUAUUUAAUAUUGAGAGAACAUAUUUUUGAUUUAAUUGUUGACUAUUAUUUUAUAUAGCU